Molecule: messenger RNA, 2317 nt
Organism: Amborella trichopoda
Lineage: Eukaryota; Viridiplantae; Streptophyta; Magnoliopsida; Amborellales; Amborellaceae
Product: putative protein phosphatase 2C member 13, mitochondrial
Biological process (GO): protein dephosphorylation
Molecular function (GO): protein serine/threonine phosphatase activity; cation binding
Source: RefSeq, a predicted model, not a curated record
UCGGAAAUCCCGUCCACUGUGAAGGGAAAACGGAGUAAGUGGCAGCAGCUAUGUGCAUGUGCGUGCCACGUGGCCACUUGUUCAGGAUGCCAAAGCCCACCCGCUCUACCAUUUUAUAAUGUCAUUCUUCCUCUUCAUCCAUCAUAUUAUUUCUCUAUAUUUAUGUGCAGCCCCAUAGCUUCUUUUGCUCUCCUUUUUAUAUUUGGGACCUGAUGAUUUUUUGUAUCAUAAUCAAUCAAUCUUAGGCCAUUCCAUAAAAAUAAUUUCUUCUCUCUUGCUAGAUCUGUCUCUGUAAAGGACCACCACCAUUUCCUUUUUUAGCAGGUUUUGCUGGAUUAUCCGUGGUUCUUAAACGUGUGAUUAUAAAUAAAUAAUGUUUAUUGAAGAGGCCUGCCUGGAUUUUGUUCUAGGUUUCUGAUCUUUUCGGCGUGGGAUUGGUGGCUCUUAUUUGUUUGAGGAGGUUAGGUUGUUGAAGAGAUGAGAUUUUUAUUUUUUGGGUUCUCAAUUGGCUUUAAGAGGAUGUGAUUAUGUGUUGUUGCAUAGGCUUGAAUUAAUUCAAUAGUUUGUUGCAUCGGUGUGAAUUGAUUCAAUAGUCUUGGUAGGUCAACUAGUUUAAAGAUUGAAUAUUUUUGCAAUUAGAAGAUCGUUGCAGGGAAUUACUUGGUAACUAUAUAGUGGAAUUCUUCAGUCACAAACUAGAUCUGAUCAUGGUUAUCGGUUUGGGACCCAUCAAUUUCAGAGGUUGAAAAAAAAUUCACUUCUUUGUGACGUAUCACCGGCCUGGCCUUCACAAUCGAUCGACAAGGGUUGGUUUUUUUCUUCAUGCUAAGGCUUCAAAAGCUGAGUAUUAGAAGGUGAAUCAAUAAAAUAAAGUGUGUUUCUUUGGUAAUCUGUUAUCUUUAACUGAUUUAGUUAGAUGGUAUGCAACUUUGGCCUGAGGGCUGCUUUUUUUCGAGCUGGAGCAUCUGUGAGUCUUCUCGGAAGAGAGGGGCGAUUGUGGGGUUUUAGUGGGGGAGUGAAUGCACGGCCAGGAUUGAAGUAUCCUCUGUGUUGUAAGUUUACGGGAGCCAGAAAGAUGAUGGUGGAUACGAAUAAUAGCACUACUGAUUCUUCUAUAGUGGAUGUCUUGCCUGAGAAAGACAAUGUCGAAGAUGGUGGCUUUGCUAGCGGCGGCUGGCGAAGUGAGGAUGGAAAACUAAGCUGUGGGUAUUCAAGCUUUAGAGGAAAAAGAUCAAGCAUGGAAGAUUUUUAUGAUGUUAAAACUGCUAAAAUCGAUGGGCACACAGUUUGUCUGUUUGGGAUUUUUGAUGGUCAUGGUGGUUCGCGUGCUGCUGAAUAUUUAAAGGAACAUCUUUUUGAGAAUCUCAUGAAGCAUCCGCAGUUUGUCACCGACACCAAAUUGGCUAUAAGUGAAACAUAUCAAAAGACAGAUUCGGAUUUUCUGGAAGCUGAAAGUAACACUUUCAGGGAUGAUGGUUCAACUGCUUCAACAGCGGUGUUGGUCGGUCGCCAGUUAUAUGUUGCAAAUGUCGGAGACUCACGUGCAGUGAUAUCAAAGGCAGGAAAAGCCAUUCCCCUUUCAGAGGAUCAUAAGCCAAACAGAAGUGAUGAGCGCAAGAGGAUAGAGAAUGCUGGAGGAGUUGUUAUGUGGGCAGGUACUUGGAGAGUAGGAGGUGUCCUUGCAAUGUCCCGUGCAUUUGGCAACCGGUUACUGAAACAGUUUGUAGUGGCAGAGCCAGAGAUUCAGGAACAAGAAGUCACUGAAGAUCUUGAGUGUUUGGUCUUGGCUAGCGACGGCCUUUGGGAUGUUGUGCCAAAUGAGGAUGCGGUGUCCCUUGCUAAAACUGUGGAGGAGCCUGAGGCAGCAGCCAGGAAGCUCACAGAGACUGCCUACAUGCGUGGCAGUGCCGACAACAUCACGUGUGUCGUCGUUCGAUUCCAUCACAAGGCGGACUUGGACUCCCCACUUUCUACUGAAGACUAGGACUUCUCGCCACCAACACCGCCAAAAGAAAAAACUCUUAUUAAGUCACUUCUAUCGGCAUUCUUAAACCUUUGAUUUUAUUUUAUUUUAUAUUUAAGUUGCUUUCUUGUUCUUUGUAGUUUAUUUAUUGUAUUGCUUGUUCUCGUUUGGUAUUUCCUAUCUUGUUUCUAUGUAUUUGAAGUUUUGGGCAUGGAUAGAUGUGCUUGAAACACUCUUUGCACUCUGAAUCAAGGAUCAAUCCUGGCUAAACAGGCUUGAUGGUUUUUCAGCACCCAUGUAUGUAUUACAUAGUACUUAUGAGGAAAUUCGAUGCUCCUGCAGGAGCGUACUAUC